Messenger RNA from Suillus paluster, 2751 nucleotides. RefSeq lists its product as uncharacterized. Bases 1 to 2751 code for a protein of 916 amino acids. The record is from RefSeq and is a predicted model, not a curated record. Lineage: Eukaryota; Fungi; Basidiomycota; Agaricomycetes; Boletales; Suillaceae. The transcript has 7 exons.
AUGUCUCUCCAGUGUCUGUCCUGUGGCAAAGAUGGAUUCAAAACUGACACCGCUGUUGCCCAUCAUAUGAGCCAGCCUCGUUCUGGAUGCAAUAGUUGGCUGGAUGAGUUAAUUCGGCUGAAAUCUCACCUACCACCUGAAGAUGAUCCUAUGGAGUCAGAUAAUGAUGUCGGGGGUUCAUACGAAGAGGAUGAUGAUGAUGUUUAUUUUGGAAACACUGAUGAUGGUGGUCGGGGCUCACCUGUUACCGACUACUUUCCAGGUGCUGCAGAGACAUACGGCAUGGGCCAUAUGUUCUUGGGCCUGUUCAACACCAACGAAAAUAGUGUCUAUCGCAAGACAAACCUCUACUAUCUGUUUAGCUGUAAGCAAGACUGGAAAAUUGCAUCAUGGUUACUGCAUUCUGGUUUGAGUAUGGGGAAGAUAGAUACCUUCUUAUCGCUCGAGAUGAUUAAGGACCUUCCUUUGUCAUUCCGCUUGGCCCAGGAGUUACGAGGACAAGCAGAAAUGUUACCCAGCGGCCCACAUUGGAUGUUGCGAAUCAUCGAUACAUCACAUUCAACAAAAUCACCCGUUAUUUUAUACUGGCACAAUCCACUGGAGUGUAUAUCUACUAUUCUCAACCAUCCUCUCUUUCACGAUCAAUUGGACUUCACGCCUCACAAGGUUUAUUCCACAGCACAAAAGCUCUGUUGUGUGUAUACCGAGUGGAUGACAGGCGAUGAUGCAUGGAACAUGCAAUCAGCACUUCCCCAAGGUGCUACAUUGCUUGGGACAAUAUUGUCUUCAGACAAGACAAAUAUCUCAGUUUUGACAGGCAAUCGCGUUGCGCACCCACUCCUUGUCAGCCUCGCAAAUAUAUGCAUGAACAUGCAACUCAAAUCAUCAUCCAACUCUUUCAUACUCACCGCCCUGUUGCCAGUUCCGAAGUUUCUCCAUAAGAAUAAGUGCAUGCAUGGCAUAUUGGCGGAUUGCCUCAUUCAUCAGUGCCUAGAUAUUGUCCUCAAACCGCUUGAGGCCACUCUGCAUGGCCAAUUUGGAGACUCCUUUCACCAUGAACCUCGCAUGGCGUCAACCACCCUUGCACAACUAUCCGUCAUUCGCACACGAGCCAAUCCAUCUGAUCUACAAGCCUUCUUUUGGGAAGUGCAAAAAUUCCGCUUGAACGGUGUCUUUGAGCCAUUUUGGCAGGACUGGGUGAUUAUAGAUCUGUCCCGCUACUUCACACCCAAGACACUUCAUGUCCUUCAUAAGGAAUUUUGGGAUCAUGACGCAAAAUGGUUAAUCUUUGGUGUUGGGGAGUCAGAGAUGGAUUUCCGUUUUUCUGUUUUGCAGCCUGUCACCGGUUUUCAGCGUUUCGCAGAAGGGAUCACAAAACUCAAACAGGUUACGGGUCGCUGUCAACGAGACAUCCAAUGUUCUAUCAUCGCAGUUAGUGCAGAUGCAGCACCCCAUGGAGUUCUCGUUGCUGUACGCGCACUCAUGGAUUUCCACUAUCUUGUACAGUCACCAUCCAUCGACGAUAAUGACUUAGUGUGCAUCUCAGCAGCAUUGAAUGAGUUCCACACAAACAAAGAUUCAAUCAUUGAUGCUGGGGUUCGUCGUGGCAAGGGCAACAAAGUGAUCAAUAAUUGGUACAUACCAAAACUGGAGCUUAUGCAGAGUGUUGUACCCAGCAUUAGGAACUCUGGAGUCACGGCUCAGUGGUCUGCAGAUGUUACCGAGCACGUGCAUAUCACCAAGAUUAAGGACCCGGCAAGAUCAAGUAACAACAACAAUUACAAUCCACAGAUAUGUUGCCAUCUCGAUCGACUCAAUAAAUGUCUUUGGUUCAAGCUCGCUACCACCCUUCUAGAUGAGAAGCAGAAUGUCAAGGCAUUAGCCAAUGCAGCAGGGAGUCAUAUGGACGACGAGGAUGAUGAGGAUGCUGAUGACACUGAUUUGGAUGACAAUAUACCUGUUGAGUUCUUAUCUACAAUUCAGCAUGGUCGCUCACGUCCAAUUACGAAUCAUUUUGCAAUUGCCCGGGUCCUGCAGCACAAACCUGUGGGCUCUGUACCUCUACCCAUCACUAUUGAUGAUGUCGCCCUCAAAUUUGGCUUGCCAGAUUUGCGACUGGCACUAUCUGAUUUUCUGCAUCAUGAGGCCAGUUUUGGACAUGACCACACCCAUGCAAUAGGCGGCCCAAGGAGAGCCGGACCCAAUUCUGCGCUUCCUUUUGAGAAAGUUCAAGUAUGGUUCAAACUUCACUUGCAAGAUACAGAAUUCCACAAUGUUCACAAUAUUCAGCCAGCCCAGACUCUCAAUUGUGCGCCGCCAAGUGAACCUUGGACAUACAGUCAUUAUGAUUCAAUCAUUGUCAAUACCGAAGCGGAACACUCGUGGCCUACUAGCGGUCUUCAAGGACACACUGUCGUCCAAAUCAGACUUAUUUUUCGCCCCCUCAGCAAGACCAGCACACAAUGGGCAUGGCGAGAUCAGUUUCUUACCUAUGUUCAUCGCUUUGACAUCAUUGGUGUCCACAAACCAACUACGCAGAUGCAUGUCCUUAAAAGGGCAAGACAGUCUAACGGGACUUGCAUAAGGGAUGUUGUACCGAUUUCACAACUGUGCACGCCCAUUAAUCUAGUUCCUUGGUUUGGUGCCACCGCAGACAAUCGCCUUACCGCUUAUAAUAGUGUUGAGCAUGCAUCGGAGUUAUGGCUGAAUCAUUUUUGGGACAAAAGCACUUACUUCCCUCUUUCAAUGUAG